AUGGCACCACCGUGUAACAUCCUCCCCCCUCCCCUCCUCUCCGCAAGAAAAAGCAAGAAGACAGCCCCAUACCACCUGCACCGCACCCCACCGCACCACCCUCCCACAACAUACGCAAACCCCCAGCCCGCAAAACACAACCUGCCCUGCGAAGAAAAGUAA
Molecule: messenger RNA, 162 nt
Organism: Plenodomus lingam JN3
Lineage: Eukaryota; Fungi; Ascomycota; Dothideomycetes; Pleosporales; Leptosphaeriaceae
Source: RefSeq, a predicted model, not a curated record